Molecule: messenger RNA, 3001 nt
Organism: Cuscuta epithymum
Lineage: Eukaryota; Viridiplantae; Streptophyta; Magnoliopsida; Solanales; Convolvulaceae
Source: the annotation of a GenBank genome assembly
UUAAUUUCCAUUUAGGUUCAAACUCUCAAUAGACGAUUAAGUGAGGGCAUUGUAUUCAUUUUCUAUGAAAUAGAAACGUACGGUAUUCGUGAACAGUGUGUGGUAGUCAUAAGUACAUAAAUAUUCUUUGUAGUCAUACUAUGGGAAGAUCGAUGUGUUUUAGUCAUAUUGUUAUAUUUGCCCCCUACUUUAUUGAUAUGCAUAUACUCUGGACCAUGUUCAAUGAUGUGCAUGUUGAUUUGACAAUGAUGUGGCAUCCCCGCAAGGCUAGAGACUAGAGAGCCCUCCGAAUGGCAAGCCUUCCCUUGUCAUUUUGACAAGAGGCUGCUUUCAAGACUUGAACCAGUGACCUCUCAAUCACACAACAACACCAUAACCAGUGACUCGGAAAAUGAACAAGGAGUUGUAUGUAAAAUUGGACGCCAAGGAAGGAGAAAAACAUAUUUAUAGACUUGCUCAUCUUCUUGCUCGUAAGACUCAAGAUAUUGGAAAAGUUAAGUGUGUGAAACAUGUCGAUCAAAAGUUACUAAUGGAGGACGGGGAAAUAAAAGAAAGAUGAAGGUCACGCUUUGAUGCCUUGUUCAACGGGAAAAACACAAGAUAUUAGUGAUCUCACUAUACCAGGUUGUAUUGGAAAUUGGGAUUUUGUGAGAAGGAUCCAAAUGGUAGAAGUUAAAGAGGUUAUGAGAAAGAUGGGGCGGAAGAAAGCAGUGGAUCUAGAUGGCAUACCGAUCGAGACUAAGAGAAGUUUGGGAGAGAGUUGCGUCGAUGGUUAACACGUUCCUUGAACAAGAUUUGGAGAAAUAACAUGUCAGCGAGUUGGCAAAGUAUACUCAUAUUCCCCUAUUUAAGAAUGACGGUGUUCCACAAGAAUGUGCCAUUUAUUGAGGGAUUAAGCUUAUGAGUCACACAUGAAACUUUGGAAGCGAGUGGUUGAACAAAGGCUCCAAAAAAAGUGUGAAGAUUUCAGAGAAUUAAUUCGGUUUUAUGCCUUUUCUAGUUCAUUGACUUAGAAAAGGCAUAUGAUAGGCCACUUCGAGAAGUCUUUUGGUGGACUUGCCUUUAACUAGGAAAGACAUAUCACAUAAGCAUAUCAACAUCAUCAUGGAUAUGUAUGGGGAUUGUACUACAACUAUUUGUACUAGUGUGUGGAGGACGGCUAAGUUCCCUAUUACUAUCAGAAUGCACUAAGGAUUGACCCUGGGCCUUUUUUAUUUGCUAUAGUCAUGGAUGGACAUACAAAGUCAAUUCAAGAAGAUAUAACAUGGUGCAUGAUGUUUGUUGAUGAUGUUGCAUUGAUUGAUGAGACACAAUCGGAUGCUAAAACAAUAUUGGAAGUAUGACAACAAACAUUGGAGAACAAGGGUUUCAGACUAAGUUAAAGUAAGACUUACUGUAUGGAGUGCAAGGGACUAAGGUUAGCUCCGAUAUCAUAUAUCGAUUCAUGUUAGCCGACCUCAAAAUCUUUCGGGACUAAGGUUUGGUGUUGUUGUUCCUUUGUAAAAGUUUGCAACCGUAAGGUGACAAUAAUAAUGAUUGAUUUGCAUUUUCUUGAUCAUGAUUUUUAUAUUAUUGUUAAAACACGCAUUCACACGUCAUUCUGCUUAUUCUUGAGUUAAUCUACCCAUGUGAAAUUAUAUAUAGCUAACCAUCCAAAGUUUAAGCAUUUCCUCAUCCUAUUGCAGGUGACUGGAAAACAACCUGAUAUUAUUCAUGUGCACGAAUGGCAAACUAGUGCUGUACCUCUCCUUUACUGGGAUAUGUACCGAUAUCUAUCAAUCCAGAAACCCAGGGUUGUAUUGACAAUCCACAACAUGGAGCAUUACGGAGAGUGCAACAAAGAGCAAUUCAGCAAGUGUGGCCUUGAUGGAUCUUUAUAUGGAUCGGAAGAAAAGGCGGUUGAUGAUCGCACAAUUGGCCACAAUCCUGAGAGAUUAAGUCUCCUUAAAGGUGGCAUAGUCUACAGUAAUGCAGUAGUUACUGUCUCUCCAACAUAUCUCAAAGAAACACUUUGUUCUGGAUGGCUUGCCAGCACUUUGAUAAGACACCGCGAUAAGUAUUCUGGUAUUUUAAAUGGAAUAGAUACUACAAUGUGGAACCCUGCAACUGAUAUAUAUCUGCCUUCUAAAUUUGAUGCUAGUAAUAUCAAAGGGAAGCAGACAUGCAAAUUCUAUGUUCAAAGGGGGCUUGGUUUGGCCGCAGAUGACAUGAGCCCACGUGGUUAUUCUUCGCAUCGAGUGCCUUUGGUUGUUUGCAUUACUAGACUAGUUCGUCAAAAGGGUCUUCAUCUGAUAAUUCAGGCAAUAAAGCAUGUCAAGGAGUUAGGUGGACAGAUGGUUGUCUUGGGGAAAGCUUCAGAAGGUCAAGUUGAAAAACAGUUUCAAGAUCUUGCUAAAUCGCAUAGCCUUGGUUCCAGCGUCCGUAUCCUUUUGAUGUACAGUGAGGAACUGUCUCAUAUGCUUUACGCUGCUGCAGACAUGGUUGUGGUCCCUUCCAUAUAUGAACCGUGUGGCCUUGCUCAGAUGAUUGGAAUGCGUUAUGGAGCAGUUCCCAUAGUCAGGAAGACUGGCGGCCUCGCAGAUACAGUUUUUGACAUGGACAAUGACUCACAAUCAGAUAUUGCAAAUGGGUUUGUCUUCGAAGGAAUUGAUGAAGCAUCCUUAAACUGGGCUUUAGAACGUGCAUUUUCACACUAUAGAGAGAGGCCACGUGAAUGGGAUGAUACUGUGAAGAAGGUUAUGCAAAUGGACAACAGCUGGAAUAACACGGCAGAAAAAUACAUUGACAUCUACAACUCUGUGAAGGGUUAAAAGUGAUCCCCCUCACCCAAAUUGUAUCUGGGAGUCCUUGGAAUCCCAAUGGUUUUGUUUCAAAGUCUGGAAAUACAUGUUUGGAAUCUGCUUAUUGACUUGAGAGUUGAUAAUACUAUAAAGAACAGCACAACUAGAGUACAACAAGCAAAGCUUGAAAUGUUAGUCUCUAAACAUUUAUAUUUGACUGG